This is a messenger RNA of Heterocephalus glaber (naked mole-rat), 5926 nucleotides long. RefSeq names its product mitogen-activated protein kinase kinase kinase 21 (gene Map3k21). Gene Ontology annotation, molecular function: protein binding; ATP binding; JUN kinase kinase kinase activity. Gene Ontology annotation, biological process: protein phosphorylation. The record is from RefSeq and is a predicted model, not a curated record. NCBI's taxonomy places the organism in Eukaryota, Metazoa, Chordata, Mammalia, Rodentia, Bathyergidae.
UGGCCAUGGGCGGGGCGUUCCUCUGCUACAGGCCCGGCACUACCAUGGGCGACAGCGCCCCCGGCCGCGGGGAUCGCUGCAGCAGCCGAGGUGGCCGAGCAGGCGCAGGGGCCCAGGCCGGGUCCCGCGGGCGGUGGGCGUGACCUCGCUGUCCCCGAGCACGCGGGGCUCCCCGCGCGCCCCAACCUGCCGAACGAUGCGCGCCCCGGGCCGUCCCGGAGGCUGAGGCCGAGUCCGUCGCGCCCAUGGCUGACCCCCCACGAUCCUCGGCGCCCGCCUGCUCCUCCCCGGGCUGCACGUCCCCGGCGGGCGCGGGGCUGUGGGCCGCGCUGUACGACUACGAGGCGCGCGGCGAAGACGAGCUGAGCCUGCGGCGCGGUCAGCUGGUGAAGGUGCUGUCGCAGGACGCCGCGGUGUCGGGCGACGAGGGCUGGUGGGCCGGCCAGGUGCGGCGGCGCCUGGGCAUCUUCCCCGCCAGCUACGUGGCGCCGUGCAGCCCCGAGUCCCCGGACGCGCCCCAAGUCCCUCCGCCACGGCCCGGCUCGCCCAUACACGUCGACUUCGAGCGGCUGGAACUCAAGGAGUUGAUCGGCGCGGGCGGCUUCGGGCAGGUGUUCCGUGCCACCUGGCAGGGCCAGGAGGUGGCGGUGAAAGCGGCGCGCCGCGAUCCCGAGCAGGACGCGGCCGCGGCGGCCGAGAGCGUGCGGCGCGAGGCGCGGCUCUUCGCCAUGCUGCGGCACCCCAACAUCAUCGAGCUGCGCGGCGUGUGCCUGCGGCAGCCGCACCUAUGCCUGGUGCUGGAGUUUGCGCGCGGCGGAGCGCUCAACCGCGCGCUGGCCGCCACUGACCCGCGCGCAUCCGGUCCGCGCCGCGCGCGCCGCAUCCCUCCGCACGUGCUGGUCAACUGGGCGGUGCAGAUCGCGCGUGGCAUGCUCUACCUGCACGAGGAGGCAGUGGUGCCUAUCCUGCAUCGGGACCUCAAGUCCAGCAACAUUUUGUUGCUGGAGAAGAUAGAACAUGAUGACGUUUGCAAUAAGACACUGAAGAUUACGGACUUUGGGCUGGCUCGGGAGUGGCACAGGACCACCAAGAUGAGCGCGGCAGGCACCUAUGCCUGGAUGGCCCCUGAGGUCAUCAGAUCAUCUCUGUUCUCCAAGGGGAGUGACAUCUGGAGCUAUGGCGUGCUGCUGUGGGAGCUGCUCACAGGAGAGGUGCCCUACCGCGGCAUUGACGGUCUGGCUGUGGCCUAUGGGGUGGCAGUCAACAAGCUCACUCUGCCCAUCCCGUCUACCUGCCCCGAGCCAUUCACCAAGCUCAUGAAAGAGUGCUGGGAACAAGACCCUCAUAUUCGCCCGUCGUUUGCCUCAAUCCUGCAACAGCUGUCUGCUAUUGAGGUGUCUGUGAUGACCGAAAUGCCCCAGGAGUCUUUCCAUUCCAUGCAAGAUGACUGGAAGCUGGAAAUCCAACAAAUGUUCGAUGAGCUGAGAACAAAGGAAAAGGAGCUGCGGUCCCGGGAAGAGGAGCUGAGCCGCGCUGCCCUGCAGCAGAAGUCUCAGGAGGAGCUGCUCCGCCGCAGGGAGCAGCAGCUGGCCGAGCGCGAGAUCGACGUGCUGGAGCGCGAGCUCAACAUCCUCAUCUUCCAGCUCAACCAGGAGGGGCCGCAUGUGAGGAAGAGGAAGGGCAAGUUCAGGAGGAGCCGGCUGAAGCUCAAAGACGGACAUCGUAUCAGCUUGCCUUCAGACUUUCAGCACAAGAUCACCGUGCAAGCCUCUCCCAGCUUGGACAGGCGCAGGAGUUGGGAUAGCAGGAGCUCCAGCCCGCCCAGCAGCCCCACCAUGCUUCCUCGCCUCCGGGCCAUUCAGUUGACAUCUGAUGAAAACAAUAAAACCUGGGGAAGGAACAUGGUCUUUCGGCAAGAGGAUUUUGAAGAUGUAAAAAGGAAUUUCAAGAAAAAAGGCUGUACUUGGGGACCAAGCUCAAUUCAAAUGAAAGAAAGAACAGAUGGCAGAGAGAGGGUGAGGCCUCUCUCUGAUGGCAACAGUCCUUGGUCAUCUGUCCUAAUAAAAAGCCAGAAGACCACAUCCUUGGCUUCACUCUUUGUGGACCAGCCAGGAUCUAGUGAAGAGCCAAAACACCCUGCCAAUGGAGAACACAGAAAACCAAAGCAAAUGAAGUUGCCUGGUCAGGCCUGCACUGAUCUACCUCUCUGCAAAGAUGAUCAGAGACAGAACCUGGAGGAGGCUGAGGGCUGGGCAGAGGGACCCACAAUGAGCUCUGCUAUGGGCCCCCUUCGGGGGGUGCCUGUGACCAGCCCCAGUAGACCCCACAGGAAGAAAACGGAGUCAGCUCUGUAUAGGUGUGCAGUGCUGCUGGCGUCAGUGGCAUUGGGACUGGAUGUCAGGGGGCUUGGCAAAGCAGAGGCUGCAGAAGAGCUGCCACCUAAGGUGGACAUGAAGAUUCAAGAGGAAGUCCUCCAGCGGGCCUCCAGGCCGUCCCCUGUGCCACUCUCUGCAGGCAGGGACCCCAGCAGCACCACAAGCCUUCUCUCCACGAGGUGCUUGCCACAAACAAAUGGGGACAAGCCACCGCUAGGCAGCAGCCAGAUUCCUCAUGACCCUGAUUUCUGUCCGGCUUGUCCAGAAAGCACCCAGGAGCUGGCCCUGGGGCCAAGACUUAAGACUGAUCCCAGGAUGUUGGAAAGCCUGUCUCCCUCCUACCUGGGACAGACACAUGAUGGGAAUGUGCCUUAUUAUGCUCCCCCAAAAGACAGAGCCUCACAUCACAGACAGACCUUGUCAGACGGAAAUUCUUUUCUGACUCCAUGUGCCCCUGGAGCCUCUGCACUGCCAUCCCCCACCUCACCUGGCUCUCAUGGUGACCUGCCAAGCCAGGUCUCUCCUGACCUGCAUGGGGCUGUCACAGUCCUGCUGCAGCCUGGCACUGUUUCCCUGAGAAGUCCGUCAGAUGUGCCAAGGGCUGUGCCACGCAGGGCACAGUCCCAGCCUGCCCGGGCGGCCUGUGGCGGUGGCCACACAGGUUUGGGCCCUGCCUGUGUCCUGGGUACCCAGGCGCCUUCCUCACUGGAUGCUGAUGUGGACGGGCAAAGCAAGGACUGCACUGGGCCUCUGUGCAGGAUGAAGAGUCCAGCUCAGCAGCCGUUCAUCUGUGCCCUGGAGAAAGAGUUUCUGACCUAAGUCCCUUUGCUGUUGAAGCAUGUCUGUUUUAGGUGAACAAAUGCAGACACUGUUUGUGCCUUUGAGGUGUGUAUUCUUGUGUGUUGAAAAGAUGUCGCCCAGUGACUCCAUUAGUAAUAGACACUAACUCCAAAGAGGCACAUAACUGCUGUCCAGCUUCUAUAUCAUGUCUUCUGGAUCCUACCUAGUAAUUUGAAAUACAAAGAAGUUUAAACCAAAACAUGUGCCACAGGUAAAACUGUGCUGGGUGAAAUCACCUUAAGCAUCGUCUUUUUGCUUUUAUUAGUACAUGUUUGCAGUACAUAAUGAUUACAUUCACUGUAGGGAAUCAGUACAUGUACACAACACAUUUCAGUUCCCUUCUUUUAAGCAAUAUCUUAAGACCUUGUUAGUUUCCACAUGCCCCCAUGAGCACACAGUGGGAUUCUGAUGACACUUGCCUUUGCUUGCUUGCUUGCUUCCUUCCUUCUCUUUUUCUUUCCUUCAACUUGUCUCUUCUUGUUUUUAAUUUGUACAACAGAAAGCCAAGAAAUAGCUAUUGGUAUUUCUUGGUAAUGAUAAUGUGAUAUAAGAAAACAUACCUAUUUAUAAAAAAAAAUCUGAUUAGAACAGAUGCAGGGUCCUGUUUAAACUAAAAUUCUACUGUAGACUUUUGAUGCAUAAAUAUGUCCAUUUCUCCCCUCAAUUAUACAACAAUAUUUCUCGAGAAAUUUUACUGAAUGUAACUUAGGAAAGUUUUGCUGACUGCUACAUCUGUUAGAACUCUAAAAGAGGGGCUAGAGGGGCUGGGGAUUUAGCUCAGUGGUUUUGCCGCCUGCUGUGCAAGCGGAAGGACCUGAGUUCGAUCCCCAGUACCAAAAAUAAAAGAGGGGCUAGAGAUCAGCAAUUGGUGAUGGCCAAGACUGCAGCAGCCCCCCCACCCCCAGAUGUGAGCCUAGGGAUGCAGCGGUCCUGCAGAAAAGCCUCUGUUGACUUGGUGUCAAUACCAAAACUUCUUCAUUCUCUGGUAGAUUUUUUUAGUCUACUGGAAUCUUAUGUAUGAUUCAGUUACUCAUGCUCAUGUUCACAGAUAUCUUGUAUUAUAAACAUUCAUGUCAUGUCAUUUUACUUUUCUCUAUUUGCAUACACAGUCAUUCUAAUCCAAAGACAAAUACUGCCAACUCAAGGGAUUACAGUUGUUAGAAUUUAAAUUCUUUUUGUUAUUAUUUUAUAUUUCAUUUAAUUGGGGAUGUUACACAUCUAUUUCAAUACACAGUUAUGGUGGAAUUAACAAUAUAUAUUAUAGAUUAUUUCCAGAAUUGACUUUGUAAAAUGUGUCUUGGAAUAUCAGAUCAGGAUUUUAAAUGAGUUAAAGGUAUUUGUGGGUCACUUUUAUAAUCAUACAAAUAGACUGCUGGAUUACUGGGAUGGGAAAUGUUCUACAAGAGCUUGGGAAUUUUGCCUGGGUUUCUUUGCUGUGUUUCCCUUCUGUCACUAGGUUAUGGUUAUUCCAAAUGCAGACAAUAAAUACUUAAAAUUUUCCAUGCAAUGAAAAGCUAAAUCACAAACAUUCUUGCCAUUUCAUUUAAAAUUGUAACUUAGUUAAAGUUUGCUCAAUUACAACUGCAGAAACUUAAAGUAAAUCAAAUGUGAUGAUAUUUUAGUCCCUGCACAGAAGUGUCCCUGGGCCUGGAAGCAUGGCACUCCCAGCACAGUGGCCAUAAGGAAACAACCCUGCAUUUUAGAUUCUUGAAGCAAAGUCUUGAGGACUUAUCACAUUUUGUGGUGUUAUUGUCUGUUCUAUAAUUUGGCUUCACUUUGUGAGUUGUUAUUAAAUUAUAUAAUAAUGAUUUAGUUUUCUCAAAAUUUCAUAUUUGACAUCUGAUUGGCUACUUUAUACAAAAUCAUUUGGAGGGUGUAGCUUCCAGCUAAAAAUAGUCGAUUCAUGCCCCCAAUAAUUGUGCAUAAGAGAAAAAGGUAUGAAGUCUGUUCUCAGUUCUGCUCCUGCCAGGAUCUCCCGUGUGUGUGUGUGUGUGUGUGUGUGUGUGUGUGUAUGGUGGGUGUGGGUUAAUGUUGGGUUGUGUGUGUGAUGGGAGUGGGUGUGUGGUGUGCAUGUGAAGUUUGGAUGUAGGAGACACUUGAGUGUGAGUGGACAAGGUGUCCAUCUAUCCUGUCCCUCUUGGCUCUGUCCCAGCUCCAGAUCAGCUGUUACAUUAUGAUGAGGUUAGAAAUGAAGCUUUGUUACUUAGAUAAUUGCAAUAUGGAGAUUCAUUCUCACAUGGUACUGCAGAGAGUCAUUGCUGUGAUACUUCGACACUUGUAAUUUUUUUCUGUGUUAGUCCACUUAGCAGAAUCUGAUAAUUUAUUUUCAUAUAGACUUAAUAGCGCACCGAAAGAUCAAUGAAGCCAAUUGCUCUUCCUGAACAAUUAAGGUUCUUCCCUGCAGAAACUCGAGGCAUGGGCCUGAUAUACUAUGUCGUGAAGUCUGUGUGAACGAUGUUUACAUACAUUGUCUAUUUUUUUAAUAAACAUUUUUAUAGCUGGUCUGUUUGCUCCAUGGCUUUGAUCUACUCUUGAUUGUGACACUGAUCUGUAAUGGUUAUUUUAUAUUCCAUAAGGAAAUGCGUGUUAACAAAGAUGAUUACUACUUAAUAUGCCAGGUAAUUACCCUGCUAAAUUCAUUAAAUUGAAGGACACUGAGUCACAGGAUUGAAUACUGCAAUAAAAAUUAUAAGGAAACAUUUUAUUUAAAA